Messenger RNA from Sorghum bicolor (sorghum), 2969 nucleotides. RefSeq lists its product as uncharacterized. NCBI's taxonomy places the organism in Eukaryota, Viridiplantae, Streptophyta, Magnoliopsida, Poales, Poaceae. Gene Ontology annotation, cellular component: Mon1-Ccz1 complex; late endosome membrane; lysosomal membrane. The transcript has 14 exons. Bases 616 to 2772 code for a protein of 718 amino acids. The record is from RefSeq and is a predicted model, not a curated record. Gene Ontology annotation, biological process: regulation of autophagy.
CCCUGGUUCGACCAAGCCCAACCGCAACCGUCGUACUCGUACCCCAGCCUCCCCAGCCUCCGGUACACCGGCGAGCGGCGGCACGAACUCGCAUCACCAAACCUGCUGAAGUGCUGAUCGCGCUUGAGCCCUGUUUUGGCCUCAGCUCCAGUCCCCACCUCCUGCCUCCUGGUCGGCGAACGCCCCCCCUCGAAUUUCGCUGCUCUUCCACGGUUGCGUCUCCUCUGGUGUGGUCUGCGUAGGGCAUGGCGGCCUGAGUACCGGGCAGGACACGGAUGAAGGAGCGGAAGCCGGCAGCCUCCUCCCCCGCGCUGGUCCGGAUCCUCGCCGUCUGCGCGUCCCAGGCAAAAGAUUAUGGAAGAUGCAUAGCAGCCAAGGUUCCUGAGAUUGAACAUCAUAUGUGUUCUAAGGAGUUUCUAGCACUCAGAGCAUGCAUGCAGACUGUGGUUAAGAACAAGGCUUGAGGCUCCAUAUUUAUAGGAAGUUUGAUACUGGUCUCUUUUGGUAAUUGCUGUGGAUUUCAGGUCCCUUUCUAUUUUCAGUCAUUUUAAUAAGUAGAACCUCAAUUGCUUGGCUAAACAAUCAGUAGAGCCUAAGCACACAAGAGACAAAAAAAUGCUGGGCAAUCAGAUACAAGGGGGCUUGGGCACACCUGGGGCGCUGUCUCAUGCUUAUGUUCAGCAUCCUCCGCUGCGAUGUGACAUACCAGACAUUCGGGGUCUGUUCUAUGAUGAUGCAAAUAAGUUCCUUAUAGCUCCAACUGCUGAUCGGAUAUUGUACUGGAAAACAACACUAUCUACUCCAUCUGGACCUCCAAACUCUGAUCCAGUUAAUGAAGGACCUGUCUUGUCAGUUCGAUAUUCGCUGGAUCAUAAAGCGAUUGGGAUUCAACGAUCCAGACAUGAAAUUGAGUUUAGAAAUAGGGAAACAGGGGAGACUUGUAGCAAAAAGUGCAGAGCUGAUUCAGAAACUAUACUGGGCUUUUUCUGGACAGAUUGCCCAACAUGUGAUGUUAUACUUGUAAAAACAAGUGGUCUUGAUCUUCUUGCCUAUGAGCCUCAGUCCCAUGCGUUUCACUUGGUGGAAUCAAAGAAAUUCAAUGUGAGCUGGUAUCUUUACACACAUGAAAGUAGGCUGAUUCUUCUUGCUUCUGGAAUGCAAUGCACGAUGUUUACUGGCUAUCAGUUUUCUGCUGGUGGGAUUGUCAAAAUACCGAAGUUUGAGAUGAUGAUGUCUAAAAGUGAAGCAAACAACAAGCCUGUUCUAGCUGCAGAUGAUGUUCACAUUGUAACAGUCUACGGUAGGAUUUAUUGCUUGCAGCUUGACAGAGUUAGUAUGUCAUUGAAUCUAUAUCGCUUUUACCGUGAUGCUGUUGUACAGCAGUGUACUCUGCCGACAUACUCAAGCAGAAUUGCAGUUAGUGCCGUUGACAACAUAAUUAUGGUUCACCAAAUAGAUGCAAAAGUAGUCAUACUUUAUGAUGUGUCCCUGGAUUCUUAUGCCCCAGUUUCUGCGCCACUUCCACUACUAGUGAGAGGGCUGCCCAUCAAUAGUAGACAAGUAUCUCAGACUGCAGAUAGCCAGUCUAGUGCAUAUGGUGGAACCAUCUAUGGAGAAGGUUGGAACUUUCUCAUUCCGGACCUCAUCUGUGAUGCUGAGAAUGGGCUCUUAUGGAAGCUCCAUUUAGACCUGGAGGCUAUUGCUGCUAGUAGCUCUGAUGCUCCUUCAAUUUUGGAAUUCCUUCAGAGACGAAAGUCUGACCCAAGCAUGGUUAAGACUCUAUGCCUUGCUAUUGUUCGGACAAUCAUCCUGGAAAGGAGGUCAGUGCCCACAGUUGCUAAGGCAAUGGAUAUUGUUCUUGAUUCCUACACACGUUUGAUGAAAAUGGGAGGAGCUUUUCCUGGGGUUAGGCGGACACAUGAGCAAAAUCAGCAGUCAGGUAGUCAACCUAAUGAGGGCUCCCAUGUGGUUUCUCAGGAAUCUAGUCCUGGAACAGCAGUUAGACCUGAUGUGAACCCAGACCAGGCAAGUGGGGCUGUGAAUGUAUCUGUACAGUCAAAUUCAGGGGUUGAGCAUGCAAUAGACAGUAUAUCUUCUGAUUCUGCAGACAAUAGAUCUGAUGUUGUCGACAAAAGACAUCAAGCUGUAGGUGAAGCUAGCCGACCAUUGUCUUCAGGCACAUUGACUCAACAUGGACAACAUGCUGGAACCGUGGCAAUUUCUCCAAUUGAGAUGUUCCAGUCUGUCUUUACACUUGUUGAAGAUGAAAUGAUGGGUGACCCUGCAUAUCUUAUUGCUGUCAUCACGGAGUUUCUACGGAGUGUAUCAAAGUCUGGGCUCAAGGCUCCUCACAACCUUUAUGUGAUGAUGGCAACACUACUAGCUCGUAGCAAUCGUUAUGCUGAAAUAGCAUUGUUUGUGUCAAACAAGAUUCUUGAACCGUGUAAAGAACUGGCAAUGCAACUCAUGGAGCUGGGUCUGCAGCACCCGCCAACAAGGAAGCUGGGCAUGGACAUGCUGAGGGAGCGAGGCCUGCAUCACGACUACGUGACUGCGAUGCUGCAAGAAGGGUACUACUUGGAGGCCUUGCGCUAUGCCAGAAAAUACAAGGUGAUCACCGUGCAGCCUGCCCUGUUCCUGGAGAAAGCCGUGGCGAAGAACAGCGCCCACAACCUGGCUGCAGUGCUGAGCUUCUUCUGCGAGUUCACUCCGAGCUUCAAGACCACAUCGGACUUCGGCAGAUACCGGCAUAUCCUGUCUGAAAUGGUUUGAGCAGCUUUGUUUUGUGUAAUCUUGUUGCCCCGAAAUGCAUUAGCACGUUCUCUGUAGCAAGCAACGUCGCCUCGGAGGAUAGUUUUAUUUGUAAUUCUUUUGGUUGCUCUUGCAGAAAUUAAAAAAACUAGUACUGUUGUAUAAAUAAAAAGCGUUUAUUACCGAGGGAAAAAAAAAAGAGUCUUGUUUAAAGCUAA